UUAAUCAGAAAUAAAUCCAGAAAUAUGGUAAGCGAAUCCCAGUAGCAAGUAAAUUUAAAUAACGGUCAUGAGGAAAUCCAAUCACUUAAGUAGACGAACUCGACAACCCGGAGAAAGGGAAGGAGCGCGGCGGGAGGGGGAGCGGGUGCCCGCUCCUCUCCAUUUGACAAAAGGAGAGGACGACAGUUAUAUUAAUAAAGAUUAUAAAGUGCUGCACAAAGGCGAGCUGGUCGGAUCCAUGACUAUUAACCCGUUCGCCGGCUGGCCUUUCGCUUGGCCGCCAUACACGCCACCUUGCCAGGUUUUCCCGCCUUUCGCCGGCAGCAUCCAGGCGCGCGGCUCCCGCCUUUCCAAGCUGCUGUGGGCCCGGCGCCUCUGCCUCUGAGGGGCAACCGGGAGCCGCCGGGCUGGUGGCGUAAAGAAGAAACCCCUCUGCUUUCCGUGACCGCUUUUUGACCCUGGAACGGGAGGGAAAGUCUGUUCCACUGCUGCAAAGGAAGCAAAUAAAACAAAACAAAAAAGGUUCCCCCGCCAGAGCUUGAACUCUCCUCAAGCUGCGACUUUGCAAAGAGCCCUGAGGGAAGUUGGACGGGCUGGCGGGAAAAGGGGGGGGGUCUUCUCCGGGCAAUGGUGGAAAUCCCGCGCGGAGAGCCUCUCCGUCCUCGCCCUCCUCCCCUCUGCUAGCCAAGGAGGCGGAGGGCGGGGGGGAUAGGAUGGUGCCCAGCCUCCCCCCUGGGCUGCUGGCGGUGCUGGGGGCCGCUUGGCUUUGGCAGCCAUGCCAGGGCAACUGCGGGGAGCUGAAGUGCGAGGAGCGGGAGAGCUGCUGCAGCUACGGAAACGUCACCUACACGGAGGUCAAAUGCUGCAAGCUGCCCUUCCACACGUUCCUGGACAACGUGGGCUGGUUCGUGCGGAAGCUCUCCGGGCUGUUCAUCUUGCUGGUCCUUUUCGCCAUCGGCUACUUUCUGCAGCGCAUCAUUUGCCCCAGCCCGCGGAGGCAUAGCCGGAGGCGCCCGGGCCAGCAGCAGAGCGAAGAGGACGACGAGGACGAGGAGGAGGAAGACGACGAGGAGGCAGACGAAGGGGAUCUGGACUCGCCGGCCCGCGGCGGCACCCCCCUCAACGUGACGGCCGCCACCUCGCAGGACUCGCUGUUGGACCACCGGAGCAGCCGCGGGCAGCCGCCGCCGCCGGCCGUGCCUCUUCUGCACCUCGUCUCGCCCGCCUUCUUGCAGCUGCCUAGCUACGAAGAGGUGAAGUAUUUACCCACCUACGAGGAAUCCAUGCGGCCGCAGCAGCAGCAGCAAGAGCCGCCUGUCAUCCUGCCCAUCACCAGCCUGGCCACAGGGGUGGGCAGAGACCUUGCAGAGCCAGAUCGCUGGGCAAGAGGCAGCUGAAGCCCGCUCCCUUCUUCUCCUGCCCUCCCGCCGUUCGGCUCCUUCCUUUUCCUAUGGCCUGGAGCUGGUUUCCCCAAAGCAGAAGGGGCUGCGGAGCCCACGUGGCCGGCGGUCGGAGCUCCCCCUGUCCCUGGAGAGAUUUGGGGAGAAAGGGGUGUGUGUGACAGGGCGGCACAAGGGUCCUCUUUGGCCCUUCUCUGCUUUGUGAGGUUACACACCCGGAAAAGGUAAACCUGUAGCAGGGAAAAGCAGGCGCGAUCCUCUUCUGCCUUCUCUCCGCCUAACGAAAAACACCGCCGGCCUUUCAUAGUUUAUGAAUUGUAUAAUUGUCUUGUAAGUGCCUACUUUAGAGGCGUGCAUUUGAGGACGUUCAGAUUGGAAAUGUUCGGGAGGAGGAGAGAUAAAUUUUGAUUUUCGUUUUUAUUCUUUCUGUUAGCCGUUUCUGCCUUACCAUAUUCUGUUGAUCACUGCAGAUUAAAUAACUGAAAAGGAUCGAUCUGAUAAUUUUCUUGCGACAAACCAAAAUCAAGUUGGUCUAAAUGAUUUUUGGCUUUUUUUGGAAAGCUGCUUUUAAAAAAUACAACGAACUACAUGAGAAUUUGUCUUUUCAGCUUUUCAGGAUCCUUGAAGAUGAGGAUGAGGUAGGGGAGUCAGUAAAAGAUACUGAAUCUGUUAUUUGAGCCUUUGGAUUAAAUGCUUUAAAAAAAAAAAGCAGUUUUGGGCGAUUGCAUUCUAAAAGGUUUGGUAAUGCCGUAACUUGAAAAGUUUUCUUUUAGGAAUUUAAUAAAAGUGACCCUCCAUCCUUCUCAUUGCUGUAACUGAAUUGAUAAAUACAGUAGUAGCAGUCUUCAGGCCUUUUUUAAAAUUUGGAUUUUAUUCUCGCUGUUGGUCCUGACUGUGGUGUGCUGCCUUGUACCCCUUUAAUACAGAGGGCUGGUAGCCCUUAAUGCAGAACAGCAAUCAUGUAUUAAUUUUUAAAGUACAUCAUGUCCACAUACAACCAAAUAAGGAGAUACCUGAUAGAAAAAGAGCUCAACUUCAAGGGGUUAUCAAACGGUUUGGACUGCCUUCACUGUAUCAGAGUCUGGAUUACCUAAAAUAUCCAGUCUGCCCUUUGGAUCAGUACACUUCUUCAUUCACAGACCAACUGCUAUACUUGUUCACUUAUUACCUACCCAAUAUCUUCUGAAAAUUAGGAAAAUUAUGUGUCUUCCAUUCUUGGUUUUGUUUGGUUCUUGUGGAGUGGUGAGAGAGGUGGUAAAUGUUUUCAUAAUCUCCCAAACUUUUUUUGUGGUCUUUUAGUUGGCCUCUAUAGUGAUAUUCCUUGACUGCUGUAUACUAAACUAAUAUGGUAGUGUGGUGCCUAGUCUUCAAUUCUAAUGACACCCUACCUUUGAGUUCACUAGGAUGCCUUCGUAGAUCUGUUAUUAUUUCAGCCAUAUCUCCUAAAGUGCAAUAUGGAGAUAAUACCUUACAACCAUUGCUAAGAUAAUGUUGUAAAGCACCUUGGACACUUGAAACCUAGUAUGUAACUGGAAAGAGUUAUGAUGAGAGUAAUGACCAUGUAUUAGUAGUAAUUUUAAAGUGCUGAGAAUAAUAAUACUACUUUCCCUGCAUCUUUUUAUCCUAUGGCUGUUCGACACUGGCCUUGUGUUGGCAGCUGGAAACUGUUCUGCGAGUUGGUUUCCAGAGUGGGAGUCCAAAAAGUAAUUUGGUGUUGCAAACAGUAAAGCUCCAUUUUGGAUAAUACAUGGUGCUGUGCAAUAUUCUGCCUUGGUCAUGAUGCCUGCCCACAAACAGUACACUACAGACAGGCAAGAAGAUUUCAUUUGUAAUACUUGCUAGCAUCACCUGUGAUUCCACUGAUGAUGAGAGUCUCUACUGAGUGAGUCUGGUUCAGCAUGCUUAGGGCUGUGCGUUUGACUCUAAGGCUGCAAUACUGCUGACGUCUGGCUGUGUAUUUCCAAGACAAUAUCAGUACAGUUGGUCAGCUCUACUGCCACCAUGAAACAUGAUGAGGGAAAUUCUGGAGCCUUCACUGUUGGUGACAAAAACGGAGAACACAUCAGUAUCCAUGUUUUCUUUUCUUUUAACCCACAGUGCACCAUAUCCAGGAAUGUUAAGGCAACACAUUCUGAGAAAACAAGUGCGAUGCAAGCAGUGCAAUCACAGCCACUAAGAAGAUGCCCCUAAACACAGGAGAUAGCUUUGCAUCCCUACAAUUAGAUCUGCAAAUCAGUACCCUGAUGGUGAUACUCAUUUGUCUGCUUCUUUGUAUCUUUUCCAAGAAAUCAGCAAUAUACUGUAACAUGAAAUUCUGUCUAUCAAGUAUUAAAAUAGCACCUUAAAUGCAUCUGUGUUUAACAACACAGCUAUGGAUAAGACAAAAGGCAGAAUAUCCCUAAUACAAAGGGAAACUACCUGUUUCUUGCUUUCAGUUGCUCCUCUGAGUGGGAUGAAAAUUAAGUGUUUCAUAUUUAAAAGA
This is a messenger RNA of Pogona vitticeps (central bearded dragon), 3882 nucleotides long. It is a transcript of the gene C3H3orf80, whose product is annotated as chromosome 3 C3orf80 homolog. The record is from RefSeq and is a predicted model, not a curated record. NCBI's taxonomy places the organism in Eukaryota, Metazoa, Chordata, Lepidosauria, Squamata, Agamidae.